Encephalitozoon hellem ATCC 50504 is the source of this 474-nucleotide messenger RNA. RefSeq names its product peptidyl-tRNA hydrolase. Lineage: Eukaryota; Fungi; Microsporidia; Unikaryonidae. The transcript has a single exon. Gene Ontology annotation, molecular function: peptidyl-tRNA hydrolase activity. Gene Ontology annotation, cellular component: cytosol; mitochondrion. The record is from RefSeq and is a predicted model, not a curated record. The coding region runs from base 1 to 474 and encodes 157 amino acids.
AUGGGAGUUCUGAUGACGGUAGCCGAUAACUUCUGGAAGAUAGCCUGUUUCUUCCUGGCCCUCUACAUAGUGAGGAUGAAGAGGGCUGUCUGCCAGAAGGACAAGGGUAGGAGGCCUGUUGAAAAGGGAGAGUAUGGGAUGAACAUCAUAAUCAAUACAGACUAUUCCAUGUCCAAGGGAAAAGUCAUUUCCCAGAUCUGCCACGGAAUGUCUUGUGUGAUGUGCCAUCUGUUUAAGAACGAGGAGUUACUCCGUGAAUGGAAAAGAAAUGGAGAGGCAAAGAUAGUACUGAAGGCCUCGGAGAAUGAGAUUCAGGAGAUGAUAAGGCUGGCCAAGGAGAAGGGCAUAUACUAUCAUAAGAUAUGUGAUGCCGGGAGAACACAAGUCCCUCCAGGAGCAAACACUGUCCUUAUUCUUGGGCCUGCACUAAGAUCGUGUCUUUCACCCAUCUCGGGACAUCUGAAGUUGUAUUAA